AACGGCAUUAGGAUAUCGUUGUUGUAUCAGUGUGAACGUUACCAUUUGGUGAAUCGAUUGUGCACAUCGUAAUACAUAAAAAUGUGGGACACAGUUCUAAUGUUUGUUUUUCUUUGCAUACUCUCUUAUUUUUUCUGGAAGAUCACGCAGAAUGAACCUAACAAAAUAAAAUUCUACUUUAAGUUUUUCGUUUUCUACUUCAUCACUUCAGUGUUCGCGUUGUUCAUCUGGCCAGUAUUUUUGUUGAGUCCAAGAAAUCCAACAAAUAUAUUAAUAGGCGUGUGGUUACCAAAGCAAGUGACGAAGCUGUACGACAUAACAUGGAACCUCCGCAAUGGGGAGAUCUUGUCAGAAGAUCGCGGAGCUGUCAUAGUAGCCAACCAUCAGUCAGCACUUGACAUAUUAGGUAUGUUCAAUAUAUGGAGUACUGUUAAAAGAAUGACAGCUAUUGCGAAGAAAGAAAUAUUCUACGUGUGGCCUUUUGGACUUGCAGCGUAUUUGGCAGGCGUUGUCUUCAUAGACAGGUCAAAUCCCAAAGACUCAUACAAAACUCUGGAGGUCACUUCUGACGUUAUGGUUAAAAAUAAGACCAAGAUUUGGCUUUUCCCCGAAGGAACCAGGAAUAAAGAUUACACAAAAUUCUUGCCUUUCAAGAAAGGAGCCUUUAUAAUGGCUGUAAAUGCCCAAGUGCCUAUCCUUCCCGUUGUGUUCUCUCCGUAUUACUUCAUCAACCGCAAAAAAUACAUCUUUAACAGAGGUCAAGUCACAAUUCAAUGCUUGGAGCCCAUCCCAACGGAAGGGCUAACACUAGACGAUGUGCCGAAACUCAUGGACACAGUACACGAAAAGAUGGCUUCAGCCUACAAAGAGUUAGCUAAAGAGGUCCUCAGUGCCUUACCUUCAGAUUACCCCUACACGACUGUAGGUACUCUUCAUUCUUUAUCAUAUAAUCAGUCUUCGCUUUCAUACAGCUUCAGUAAAAUAACUAAAAUAAUCGUAGAAUUCUGUGAUAUUAAUAUGUUCCGAAAAAUUACAAACCUAUUAUUUUUCAUAUUAUCAAAAUUUUUCUCUCUUUGUUUUAUAAUAUUAAUAAGUUGUAUAGAUUUUAUGUACAAGAAAACAAUAUAUAACAAAAAAAAUAAAAGAAUAUGUUUUUAUUAUAAUUUCUUUAUGGUAUAUGUUGGUUUAAUUGUGGGAUCAAUUUUGAUGAGCUUGAUUUUUAUUUUAAGACCUGGAUACGAAGGGAACAUAAGUAUUGCUGCCCCACUAACCAGAUAUUUCGCUAGAUUGCUGGGUGUCCCAGUUACAAUUAGAAAUAAAGAACGCUUGAGCACGGACUCUGGAGCCAUUGUCACUAUUAACCAUCAAUCUCUUUUCGAUAUAAUAGUUUCACUUGGAAUAUGGGAUAUUCCGAAAAAAAUGAUCUCGCUUGGCAAACGUGAACUGAUGUAUGUGCCCCCGUAUGGACCCAUGGCACUUUUGGCUGGACUUCAAUUUGUUCCCAGAAAUAAUAGCUUGAAAGCACGUGAACAACUUAAUAUAAUAGCACAACACUUAAAGGAUAGAAAGGUCAAAAUGGUAGUGUUUCCGGAGGGAACUAGGAAUGAUAACAGAGCUGAAUUUUUGCCAUUCAAGAAAGGUGCAUUCCACACUGCAGUCAUUGCACAAAUUCCAAUCAUUCCAAUAGUCGUGUCUCCUUAUUAUUUCUUGAACAGCAAGAAGAAAAUAUUCGGAACAGGUAGUGUAAUAAUUGAAAUUUUGGAGCCACUGUCAACGGAAGGUUUGACGCAGGCAGACGUACCGGCUCUCACUGAGAAAGUCCGCAACCUGAUGUUCAAGACAUACCAGGAACUGACAAAGGAAGUUCUUGAAGCAGAAACUGAUCAAGAAUCUAUUGAUUUAGGGUCCAUACAAAAGUUAUUGUAAACUAAAUUAUAUUAUUGUUUUAUUUA
Plodia interpunctella (Indianmeal moth) is the source of this 1952-nucleotide messenger RNA. RefSeq lists its product as uncharacterized. The record is from RefSeq and is a predicted model, not a curated record. Lineage: Eukaryota; Metazoa; Arthropoda; Insecta; Lepidoptera; Pyralidae. The transcript has 10 exons. Gene Ontology annotation, cellular component: endoplasmic reticulum; membrane. Gene Ontology annotation, molecular function: 1-acylglycerol-3-phosphate O-acyltransferase activity. Gene Ontology annotation, biological process: phosphatidic acid biosynthetic process. The coding region runs from base 82 to 1926 and encodes 614 amino acids.